AUGGCGCCGCCUCGCCUCCGAACGGGACCGCCAACGGCCAAGCCGGCCAAGCCGGCCAGCGAGCAGCUGGCCGCGGGCGUGCCGGCAUUAGAGGCGGCGGCCAAGUGGGAGACGGUGCGCACAGAGUCGCUGCGCGAGACGGCCGUCGUGCGCGCGCCCAAGACGCUGCGCUUCCACUUCGUGCGCUCCGAGUACACGCCCUACGGCCAGCUGCUGAAGAAGGUUGCGCGGGUGAGCUUCCCGAUCUUCUUUGAUCUGGCGCCGCACAUGUCGCGCGGCGUCGAGCCCGCGCAGUCCGGCACGGGCGCGGGCGUCGGCGGCGUCGCUGCUGCUCUCAGCGGCAAUUCUGGCCCCCAGCGCGUCAUUUAUCGACUCGAAAGUGCGAUCCUGCAUUACGGGUACACGCACAGCAGCGGGCACUUUGUCGCCAUCAGGCGGAAACCGGGCGCCCCCCUCGGCGUUCCCGGGAAGGGGUGGCUGAGGGUCAGCGACGCCGAUGUCGAGGAGGUCGGCGCUGAGGAACUCGCUGCCUCCGCUGGGCUCGUGUUCAUGCUCGUGUAUGAGCGCAUAGAGCUGCCGCCGAGCAAGGAGGAACUCAGCGAGAAGCUCGAGUUUACCUCGCGGACGCCGAGCGAGGCACCGACACCGCCGACAGUGGACAUGGUCGGUCAGUCGGGGCCGAUCCCAAGCACCGUGCCGGCGGGCACGUCGGUCGACGACCUGGACUAG
Messenger RNA from Trichosporon asahii var. asahii CBS 2479, 729 nucleotides. RefSeq lists its product as uncharacterized. The record is from RefSeq and is a predicted model, not a curated record. Gene Ontology annotation, molecular function: cysteine-type endopeptidase activity; cysteine-type deubiquitinase activity. The transcript has a single exon. NCBI's taxonomy places the organism in Eukaryota, Fungi, Basidiomycota, Tremellomycetes, Trichosporonales, Trichosporonaceae. The coding region runs from base 1 to 729 and encodes 242 amino acids. Gene Ontology annotation, cellular component: cytosol; nucleus. Gene Ontology annotation, biological process: protein deubiquitination.